Molecule: messenger RNA, 665 nt
Organism: Ipomoea nil (Japanese morning glory)
Lineage: Eukaryota; Viridiplantae; Streptophyta; Magnoliopsida; Solanales; Convolvulaceae
Exons: 3
Coding region: 20-454 (144 amino acids)
Biological process (GO): negative regulation of organ growth
Molecular function (GO): anaphase-promoting complex binding
Source: RefSeq, a predicted model, not a curated record
UAGAGAGACAGGGGUUCAAAUGAUCCGUUAUAGCAUACCGAAGUCCGAAUCUUCGUUUUCAAAUCUGAUUGAAAUUUAUUCUGCCAUUGUAUUUAUUCGGAGCAUCAGAGAGAUGAGUAGCAGUAACAAUUCACUGACGUCGUCGCCGGCGAGGUCUUCCAUAUCUACGACGGCGAUUGUCGGUGCUAACGCCACUGCAGCGGCGUCUCUGGCUGUCGACGACUACCACUUCCCCGCCGAUCUUAUAUCAAUUCAAGAUCGAAAGGACGAGGCUCUUCAAGUUCUCAAAUCUGAUGUGAUGGCUGCACUCAAUAAAGUGGUUAAAUCCCUAGAUGAAGAUAGUUGGAUGUUUGAUGGGCCGCGGUCUCGUAUUCACCUUAUUUCAAGACCAGGUAGUUUUCUUCAGAAGCGGAUAGAUAUAGCAAAAGAGCAGACUUUGGCACCACCAAAAUGAUGGAAAAGAGCCUCAUAAGCAAGAUAAUUAUUUCCCUUUUUAUGGAAUUUAAUCUCUUUUAGUUCUGUUUUUGGCCUGCUUCUAUUAUUUUUUGUAUUUUUACUGCUGCUAUGGAUGACAUACACUUUGAUGUCAAUCAAGCUUUGUGCAGAUAAACAUGAGGAUUAUAUAGGACUAGCUAAACAUGAAGUUCUUGAGUUUGGGUUGAGUU